Oncorhynchus masou masou (cherry salmon) is the source of this 2614-nucleotide messenger RNA. It is a transcript of the gene mcoln3b, whose product is annotated as mucolipin TRP cation channel 3b. Gene Ontology annotation, molecular function: NAADP-sensitive calcium-release channel activity. The record is from RefSeq and is a predicted model, not a curated record. Gene Ontology annotation, cellular component: plasma membrane; lysosomal membrane. The transcript has 14 exons. The coding region runs from base 315 to 2012 and encodes 565 amino acids. Lineage: Eukaryota; Metazoa; Chordata; Actinopteri; Salmoniformes; Salmonidae.
CUCAUUAUGAUUUUUUUAUGGACUAUUAUUGUCAGGACGGGACAGCUCAGGAUUUUAUUCUUCACAUGGAAAAUAUUAAUCAUAUUUAUCCAGGCUACAGCAAUACUUGAAUAUACAAUUAAAAUUGGAUAAUGUUGAGAUAAUUGUCUGAUGAAAUAAACUAUCUAAUCAUCGGAUAUACUGGUUACUACUGUAUCCCAUCUCAAGUGGACUGGGGACUCAUUUUUGGAUACAUUUUGGAUCGCAAAUGUGACUGACCAUUCAUCAACUGACAUCAAUAACAGCCAAUUAGCCAGCAACCAAAAGUAGAUGAGAUGGAGCACUCAGGUGGUUUGUACAGCCCUGUGUACGAGCCAAAUGGGCAUGCUGCCUGGGCAGACAACCAGCAGCAUCAGGACAAAGAGACAGCGGACAACCUCAGGAGGAAGAUCAAGUACUUCUUCAUGAACCCCUGUGAGAAAUACAAAGCCCGCGGACGGAAACCAUGGAAACUGAUGCUCCAGAUCAUCAAGAUCGCCAUCAUUACCAUCCAGUUGGUGUCUUUUGGACUGAGCAAUCAGAUGGUGGUAACCUUCAAAGAGGAGAACCUCAUAACAUUCAAGCAUCUCUUCCUCAAAGAUUACGUGGAUGGCCGUGGGGACUCUUAUGCUGUGUACAGGCAGGAUGAGGUGUAUGAACACAUCUCUUACAUAGUCGAUAAGUAUUCCCGUCUGCGAAAUAUCACCGUUGGUAACCAUGCCUAUGAGAAGAAGGGGGACACCUAUUCCCCUCUGUCUCUGUGCCAAGAGUUCUACAGGAAUGGAAGCAUUUCACCAGCCAAUGAGACCUUUGAUAUAGACGCACAGAUUGAAACUGAAUGCCUUGAGAUUGUUCCAGUAUUCCCCAUGGGAAGCACAACCGAGGAUGAUCUGUUGAAUUUCGUUGUGCAUUUCAAAAGAUUGUUGAAUGUGAAGAUCAAGUUCACUCUGAAGGCCAUAAACCUACAAACAGUUAGAAACAGAGAGCUGCCAAACUGCUAUGACUUUGAUGUCACGAUCACCUUCAACAACCAAGCCCACAGUGGCAGAAUAAAGGUCGACCUGGACAAUGACGUUGACAUAAAUGAAUGUAGAGACUGGAAAGUAACCGGGGCCUCUCCCAAGAACAUCUAUUACCCACUGCUGUUUGACUGUCUCAUCAUUGUAACCUGCAUCACCUCUCUGGCCCUCUGCACACGCUCUGUGCUCAACGGGAAACGGCUACAGUUUGAGUACACAGACUUCUGCCUAGUCCGUCAGGGGAAGAAGGUUCCAUGGUCCGAUAGGCUGGAGUUUCUGAACGGCUGGUAUAUUCUCAUCAUCGCCAGUGAUACACUCACCAUCAUCGGUUCCAUUCUUAAAAUAGAAAUCCAGACAAAGAUUCUCACCAGUUAUGAUGUCUGCAGCAUCUUUCUCGGAACAGGCACAAUGCUUGUUUGGAUCGGAGUCAUACGCUACAUGGGAUACUUCAAGAAGUACAAUAUUCUCAUCCUGACCCUGAGAGCAGCUUUCCCAAAUGUGGUUCGGUUCAUUGGUUGUGCCGGAAUCAUUUACCUGGGGUACUGUUUCUGUGGCUGGAUCGUGCUCGGGCCCUACCAUGAGAAGUUCCGGACCCUGAACACCGUAUCAGAGUGCCUGUUCUCGCUGAUCAACGGAGAUGACAUGUAUCCCACCUUCAAGUACAUGAAGCAGAAGAGUUACCUGGUGUGGCUGUUCAGCAGAGUCUACCUCUACACCUUCGUCUCGCUCUUCAUCUACAUGAUACUCAGCCUCUUCAUCACCCUUAUCACUGAUACCUAUGACACCAUCAAGCAACAACAGCAGGAAGGGAGCCCAGUGUCAGAGCUGCAUUGUUUCAUGUCUGAGUGUAAAGAUCUGCCCACCUCAGGACGCUACCGGGUAGAGGGGGAGUCUGGCUCCUUCACCUGCUGCUUCCCCAGAUGCAAGGACUCACGAGAAAGGCUGAACUCUGAAUCAAUAGACUCUGAGCCAUAGUGGACCUUUUAUCGGUCUGAGGUUAGUAAGAAACCUUACACACAACCAUGACCAGCACUUUACUGUACAGUUUAGCCCAGCAAAACAUUGUCCUGUACUUCUAGACCUGUUUUAAUCUUAUUCACCAGUUAACUUGAUGCAGUAGCAAUUGAGCCUGGGGUUGAGGUUAGACCUGUUAUGAAUUGUCACUGUGUAAGAUGCCUGUUAAUGUACUAAAGUCGAUGACCACAAUGAUAUGCACUGAUGAAUGUUGAUUAUUUGAAUGUAUUGUAAAUAUCAAAACAUGAUUUGUUCAAAGACAUGGGAUGGCAACAUUAAUAAAAUGAAUAGCACAAAAAAGUUGCUAUUCCCUAAAUGUAUAUUUCCCAAGCCCAGUAGAUCGCAACAUUUUAGUUGGAUUCCCAAAGGGCAGUUGGCAUCUAAUCACGAGCAAGGGUUGAAUUGGAGUGGACACGGAAAUGCAAAUAAUUCUUUGUUAAAAUGAGGCUUUAUUUCCUCAAGGUGGGCACACCGGAAGUAGAAAACAUUGCGGACCUGUACAAUUUAUUUUACUCAUUUCUUAACUCUUCCAUCAACAUAAGCUUACAUGAAAAUAAAAAUGC